CGUGCGUUUUCUCAUCUCUCAAUACAAAGCGGGAGUUUCCGUGUUAACAGAAGAGACCCCGCCAGUGUCCUUUUUGGGAGUUCGAAAUGCUCCGGGGGACCAUAAGGUACAGUCCGUAAUGGAACCUCGCACGAAGGACGCACAUGGACCACUUGACAGCGACAAUGACGCGGACCCUGACUGUACUCGCUUGCGUGUUUACUUUCGUCCAAAGCGGCGCGUGUGCGGACGCGGAGGAGCGGCUGAUGAACUGGCUGCUGGGUAAAGGCCGCUACAACAAGCUGAUCCGGCCGGCCGUCAACCGCACCGAGCGCGUCACCAUCCUCCUGCAGGUGUCCCUGGCCCAGCUCAUCAGCGUGAAUGAACGAGACCAGGUGAUGACCACCAACGUGUGGCUAACUCAGAACUGGAAUGAUUACCGUCUGUCCUGGAACCCGGCGGAGUACGAGGGCAUCGACAAGCUGCGCAUCCCCUCCCGCCACAUCUGGCUGCCCGACAUCGUGCUCUACAACAACGCUGACGGCACGUACGAGGUGACGGUGUUCACCAACGCCAUCGUGCUCUUCAACGGCAGCAUCGCCUGGCUACCGCCGGCCAUCUACAAGAGCGCCUGCAAGAUCGAGGUCAAGCACUUCCCCUUCGACCAGCAGAACUGCACGCUCAAGUUCCGCUCCUGGACCUACGACCACACCGAGAUCGACCUGGUGCUCAAGUCCGAGGUGGCCAGCAUGGACGACUUCACGCCCAGCGGCGAGUGGGACAUCCUGGCGCUGCCCGGGCGGCGCACGGUCAACCCCAACGACCCCACCUACGUGGACCUCACCUACGACUUCCUGAUCAAGCGCAAGCCGCUGUUCUACACCAUCAACCUCAUCAUCCCCUGCAUCCUCAUCACCUCGCUGGCCAUCCUGGUCUUCUACCUGCCGUCGGACUGCGGCGAGAAGAUGACCCUGUGCAUCUCCGUGCUGCUGGCGCUCACCGUCUUCCUGCUGCUGAUCUCGAAAAUCGUGCCGCCCACCUCGCUGGACGUGCCGCUGAUCGGCAAGUACCUGAUGUUCACCAUGGUGCUGGUCACCUUCUCCAUCAUCACCAGCGUGUGCGUGCUCAACGUGCACCACCGCUCGCCCAGCACCCACACCAUGCCCGCCUGGGUCAAGCUGGUGUUCCUGGUCAAGCUGCCCGCGCUGCUCUUCAUGCGGCGCCCGCACAACAGCUCGGCGCGCCAGCGGCUGCGCCAACAGAGGCGGGCGCGGGAGCGGCGCGGGCUCCUGGGGCUGAGCUACGGCGGGGCGCCAACGCUGCCCUCCGUGCCCGCCAUCUCGGCCUCGUCCGCCGCGCUGCUCACCUCGGCCUUCUCGUCGCCCGGCCACUUCUACAAGAGAGGAGGGAUGGACUGGGGCUCUAACGUGGACGAGGCGGUGGACGGAGUGCGCUAUGUAGCUGACCGCAUGAUGGGGGACGAUGAUGACCAGAGCGUGAUCGAGGACUGGAAGUACGUGGCCAUGGUGGUGGACCGGCUCUUCCUGUGGAUCUUCGUGAUCGUGUGUGUGUCGGGGACGCUGGGGCUCUUCCUGCAGCCGCUCUUCCAGAGCCACAUCGUGCCGCUGCCACACACCGAGGCCGCCGGCAGGAGCGGCAUGUGACGGGACGACGUGAGGGGCGGCGUGACGGGCGUGACUGAUGUGUGUGUUCGUGUGACGGAAGUGACAAACGCGACGGAGGUGACAGAGUGGCGGACAUGACAGG
Sardina pilchardus (European sardine) is the source of this 1746-nucleotide messenger RNA. Its product is annotated as neuronal acetylcholine receptor subunit beta-4-like. Gene Ontology annotation, molecular function: acetylcholine-gated monoatomic cation-selective channel activity; transmembrane signaling receptor activity. Lineage: Eukaryota; Metazoa; Chordata; Actinopteri; Clupeiformes; Clupeidae. Gene Ontology annotation, biological process: chemical synaptic transmission; signal transduction; monoatomic ion transmembrane transport. The record is from RefSeq and is a predicted model, not a curated record. Bases 144 to 1643 code for a protein of 499 amino acids. Gene Ontology annotation, cellular component: neuron projection; plasma membrane; postsynaptic membrane. The transcript has 7 exons.